Beauveria bassiana ARSEF 2860 is the source of this 1080-nucleotide messenger RNA. RefSeq names its product glycosyltransferase family 17. Gene Ontology annotation, cellular component: membrane. Gene Ontology annotation, molecular function: beta-1,4-mannosylglycoprotein 4-beta-N-acetylglucosaminyltransferase activity. The record is from RefSeq and is a predicted model, not a curated record. Gene Ontology annotation, biological process: N-acetylglucosamine metabolic process; protein N-linked glycosylation. NCBI's taxonomy places the organism in Eukaryota, Fungi, Ascomycota, Sordariomycetes, Hypocreales, Cordycipitaceae. The transcript has a single exon. Bases 1 to 1080 code for a protein of 359 amino acids.
AUGGGCCUUUCGCUGCGGGCACUGCCCUCCAAGCAGCCAUACAAGUCAUUGAUUUACCUCAUCGUUUGUACAAGCGUCUUCUUCGUCUUGUCGAGGUUGUAUUUGACUUCCAACGAGGAUUUGCUUACACUCGGCACCAUCCAAGACUCGCCAGAGACACACGAGCUAUGCGCUUCUCAUGGCUUCACUGCAUAUCCCGCGACAGCCGCGGGCUCCCGUCGGAAAAUUUACGACCUGACAAUGAUCAACACCGAACUCGAUUGGCUCGAAAUUCGUCUCGAUGCGUUAUACGACGAGGUUGACCUUUUCAUCAUCGUGGAAUCGCCAAAGACAUUCCACGGCCACUCGAAGCCUAUGAUAGCCAAGGACAACUGGGACCGCUUCGCCAAGUACCACAACAAGAUGCUCUACCACGAGCUGGAAUUCCCCAGCAGCUUCCAUCCCCACCAGACAUGGGAUUUCGAAUACCUGCAGCGUGAUGCCAGCUACGAGCAAGUCUUUCCCAAACUCACCGGCGACCGCGCCCCGCGUCUCGGCGACGUGCUCGUCGUCGCCGACGUGGACGAAAUACCACGACCCGACACGCUACGUACGCUGCGCGCCUGCAACUUCCCCCGACGCCUCACACUCUUCUCGCGCUUCUACUACUACUCGUUUCAGUUUCAGAGCAUCGGACCCGAGUGGCACCAUCCCCAGGCUACAUUCUAUGACGGCCAGCGGACGCUCACGCCCAACAACCUGCGCGCCGGUCGCGGUGGCAACUUCAUCUCGCGGUGGCGCGAGUCGGGCAAGUAUCCCAACUCGAGCUGGCACUGCAGCAGCUGCUUUGACUCGAUGGAACUUUUCCUGAAUAAAAUGGCGAGCUUCUCCCACAAGUGGAUGAAUGGCGCGGAAUACCGCGAUCCCGAACGCAUCGCCAACGCUGUGCGCGAGGGCGUCGAUAUCUGGGGCCGCAGGUCCAACAAGUUUGAGCGGAUCGAGAAUAACCAAGACUUGCCGGCGCUGGUGAGAGACGACCCGAGGUACGCCUACCUAAAAGAUCGCAGCGGCGAAUCGGCGGGUAUGAAGGACUAUCCGUGA